AUGCGUCCCACGGGACGUCUUCACUUAGGGCACCUGCACGGUGUGUUAAAAAACUGGGUUCAACUGCAGCACGAAUACGAGUGCUUCUUUUUUGUGGCUGACUUCCACGCGCUGACCACAGAUUACGAAGAGUCGCAGAACAUCGAGCAGUACACAUUCGACACUGUUGUCGAUUGGUUGGCUGCAGGUGUUAAUCCCGGCACGGCCACGAUAUUUGUGCAGAGUCGGGUGCCGGAACAUGCGGAACUGCAUCUGCUGUUGUCGAUGAUCACACCCAUCUCCUGGCUUGAGCGCGUACCCAGCUUUAAAGAUCAGCAGCAGAAACUCUCUGACCGGGAUCUGGCCACCUACGGUUUCCUUGGUUAUCCGCUGUUACAGGCUGCAGAUAUUCUGGUGUACCGGGCCGGUUGGGUGCCUGUCGGCGCGGAUCAGGUGGCACAUGUGGAGCUUACCCGGGAAGUGGCGCGGCGGUUUAACCAUAUUUACGGUCGUGAACCUGGCUUUGAAGAUGCCGCGGAAGCUGCGGUCAAAAAAAUGAGCAAAAAAGCUGCUCGCAUGUAUGGCAACUUGCGCAAAGAGUACCUGGAAAAAGGUGAUGGCGAAGCCCUGGAGCGCGCGCGUGCAUUGCUGGCUGAGCAACAGAAUCUGUCUAUCGGUGAUCGCGAGCGUUUGUUUGGCUAUCUGGAAGGCGGUGGUCGCAUCAUUCUGCCGGAACCACAGUCCUUGCUGACGAAGACGGCAAAGAUGCCUGGCCUGGAUGGUGAAAAGAUGUCCAAGUCUUACAACAAUUAUAUUUCGUUGCGGGAAGAGCCUGACUCGGUUGAAGCAAAAAUUCGCACUAUGCAGACAGACCCUGCACGUGUACGCCGCUCGGAUCCGGGUGAGCCGGAAAAUUGUCCGGUGUUUGCGCUGCACGAAGUCUAUUCGACUGAGGAAGUGCGCAAGUGGGCCACGCAAGGUUGUCGCAGUGCAGGUAUUGGCUGCGUCGACUGUAAAAAACCGCUGAUUGAUGCGAUUAAUGAAGAACAGCUCAUCUACCGACAACGUGCCCAGCAAUUUGAAGAAGAACCUGAUCUGGUGCAUGCGAUUCUUGCGGAAGGCUCUGAGAAAGCACGUAACCUUGCUCGUGAAACGCUGGACGACGUCAAAGAAGCGAUAGGACCGUUGGAUCUGCUGUUGUACCUGAUUCGCCGGCAGAAUCUGGAUAUCCUGAAUAUCAAGGUCGCAGAGAUCACCCGUCAGUACAUGGGUUAUAUUGAUCUCAUGCAGGCGUUGCAGCUCGAACUUGCAGGCGAAUACCUGCUCAUGGCCGCGAUGCUUGCUGAAAUCAAAUCCCGCAUGUUGCUGCCUCGUCCGGAAUCCCUUGAAGAAGAGGAAGGUGACCCACGCGCGGAGCUGAUACGCCGUCUGCAGGAAUACGAGCAGAUUAAAACCGCUGCAGAAGGUAUUGAUGAAUUGCCGCGCAUAGAGCGGGACAUCUUUGAUGUGGCGGCGAGCAAACCUGACCUGGUAAGACAACAUGCAGACCCGGAAGUUGAUCUCAAAGAGGUUCUGACCGCGCUGGCAGCUGUGCUGCGUCGGGCAGAGAUGUUCCAGAAGCACGAAGUGAAGUUCGAACCAUUAUCCGUCCGUGAACGUAUGGGUGAUGUGCUGGCACUGGUUAACUCUCAGGAUGGUUUUGUAGAUUUCGGCGAAUUAUUUAAGCCUUCUGAAGGUCGCAUGGGUGUGAUCGUGACCUUCCUUGCCAUCAUGGAGCUGGUGCGUGAGGCGUUGGUUGAAUUUGUUCAAACUGAAGCGUUUGCGCCGAUUCAUGUGCGUGGCGCAUCCGGAGUGGUUGAUCACGCUCCGGUGUUCAAUACUAAUUAUGGCGGCGAAGCAGAUUCGGACGAAGCUAUUGAAGUCGACCAAGAUGAAGACAGCGACGAGGACAGCUAA
Molecule: messenger RNA, 1935 nt
Organism: Symbiodinium pilosum
Lineage: Eukaryota; Dinophyceae; Suessiales; Symbiodiniaceae
Source: the annotation of a GenBank genome assembly